UUUUAUUUUUAGAAGCUUAGGAAGUGAUGUAAAGGCAAAUGUUAAAAAAAUAAUUCUCCGACUCCGAUUGCGUUGCGUGUGUAACAAAAUUUUUGAAUAUAUUUUAAAUUUUCUCAUUAUUUUGGGUUGUUUUUUUUCUAAUUUUCCAACUGCAUUCAGAGGUUAUGGAAACGUGCUACAAAUUUUGAUUCAUAAUUUAAAGUUAUUCUCACAAAAAGUCCAGAAAUUUGCCUGCCGGUUCUUUUUACAUGGCCUUAUACUUAGUCAUCCCACUAACCGUUCGGAAAUUCAUAAUUUAUUUAUAAUUAAUUGUUCCAAGUUCAACAUCUUCAACUUUGAGAAAUGAAUCUUCUUGUGGUAUUUGUCAUUCUUUUGGCAGUUCGUCUGGCUUCGGUGUUUCUAGUACAAACUUAUUAUGUUCCUGAUGAGUAUUGGCAGAGUUUGGAAGUUGCCCAUAAGAUUACAUUUGGGUAUGGUUACUUGACUUGGGAGUGGGUGCAGGGAAUUCGUAGCUACAUCUAUCCGUUGGUCUUUGCUGGCCUCUAUAAGGUUCUAGCUCUGUGUAGUUUGGACCACGUCAACUAUUUGAUUCUACUACCUCGAAUUUUGCAAGCAGCACUUUCUGCCUUUUCGGAUUAUCGCUUUUUUGUGUGGACGGGGAAAAAGAAAUGGGCGCUGUUUUUAAUUACAGUCCCAUGGUUCUGGUUCUACACGGGAUCUAGAACACUGACCAACACUUUAGAGGCUUCAUUAACAACCAUUGCCCUGAGUUACUUCCCCUGGCAGAAAGAGGGAACCAGUUAUUUAUGGUUGGCUGCGUUAUCGUGUUUCAUUCGACCGACUGCGGCUAUUAUUUGGAUACCAUUGUGCAUUUAUCAUUUGACGAAGACUCGACUUUCGGUUGUAGAACUGAUUUUGAAGAGAUUCCUCUUGAUUGGACUUCUUGUAGCUGGAGCUGGUGUAAUGUUGGAUACCUACAUCCAUGGAUCUCUCAUAGUGACACCCUAUGAAUUUUUAAAGUAUAACCUGCUUCAAGGUAUCGGAAGUUUCUACGGAACUCAACCUUGGUACUGGUAUUUUACUAUUGGCCUACCCACCGUUCUCGGCAUCAACACCCUGCCCUUUAUGUUUGGUGUGAUUGAAACAAUCCGACACCGUGAAGUGUUUCCCAUUCGUAAACAACUUCUCAUCACCAUAAGCGUCUCGUUGGUGGCCUUGAGCUUUGUUGAACACAAGGAAUUCCGAUUUGUGUCGUCGCUUUUGCCAUUGUGUUUGUAUAUCGUGGCAGAUACCCUUACCCGAUGGAGUUACAAGGCAUCUCGGUCGUUGUUGUGGUUCAUUGCGGCGGUUAUUCUUGUUGGAAAUGCUUACCCUGCCUGGUAUUUGAGUACGGUGCAUCAGAGAGGUCCAAUCGAUGUUAUGUCUAAGCUGCAGGAGGUCUCCAAAGAUUAUCGUGAUGAGGCUAAUCACAGGGCUUCCAUUCUAUUCCUCAUGCCAUGUCAUUCAACUCCGUAUUUUAGUCACAUUCACGAAAACGUCACUUUACGGUUUCUUACGUGUGAACCUAACUUGAAGAACACUCAAUCCUACCUCGAUGAAGCUGAUCAAUUCUAUGAAAAACCUGAUGGAUGGCUGAGAUCUCAUAUACCAAGUUAUCCGAGAACUGCAAUGCCCUCGCAUGUUGUUCUUUUUGAGCCUUUAACAUCGAAAAUCAGUGAAUUCCUAUUGAACUACAGGGUUCUGCACAAGAUCCCUAAUGGAGAGUACGUUCAACCUAGAACUGGAAAAAAUAUCAUAGUCUAUCAACGAAUUAAGGCUGGCGAGGAGAAUCUCUUCAAUCAGAAGAAUAAAGCUAAAGAAAAUGGCCCCACUGGAGGCGGCGGAGGUGGUCGUGUAGUUGUAGAUGAGGACAUUGCUAAUUUUGAGCGAGGCAGUUAUCCAGGUGAUGGAGCUGGUGGUUUUAGUGAUUACGAAACGGAGACAAAUCUAUUCAACUAAUUAAGAGACUUAUGGUACCAACAAAAAGUACCAUCGAGAGAGCAUAUUGUGUGGCCAGUGGAGAGACUAAACCGACCAACCAACCGACCAACCUUUCAAUGACAAAAAUAAGGAAAACUUAUUUAAGACUCAAAGUAAUUUUUUUUUGUAUUUAAGAAAAUAAUUCUCUAUGUGUGCUAUUUUCGAAUAUUAUUAAAAAAAAAAAACAAUUUGUAGAAAAUUCGAAUCAAAUUUAUAAAAGAACUUUAUUCUUUUUAAUAUGAUUAAAUAUCAAAAUUUAUAUUCGUUAUAAUGUAUGUAGGUAUAUAAUGAAGUCCUUUUUCGGUUCUGGUGUUUUUAGUUCUAAUUUAUAAAAAAAGAAUAAAAUGUUAACGUUUAUAUUUUUUACAACGCAAAAGCAAUAAACAAAUGUCGUGCCCGUUUUUAAUGAA
Molecule: messenger RNA, 2429 nt
Organism: Eupeodes corollae
Lineage: Eukaryota; Metazoa; Arthropoda; Insecta; Diptera; Syrphidae
Gene: PIG-B
Product: GPI mannosyltransferase 3
Exons: 7
Coding region: 343-1998 (551 amino acids)
Biological process (GO): GPI anchor biosynthetic process
Cellular component (GO): endoplasmic reticulum membrane
Molecular function (GO): alpha-1,2-mannosyltransferase activity
Source: RefSeq, a predicted model, not a curated record